Iphiclides podalirius (scarce swallowtail) is the source of this 1599-nucleotide messenger RNA. The record is from the annotation of a GenBank genome assembly. NCBI's taxonomy places the organism in Eukaryota, Metazoa, Arthropoda, Insecta, Lepidoptera, Papilionidae.
AUGAGUGCACUCCUAGUUCUCGUCCUGUUAGCCCUGGCGGCGUACAAACUUUUCGCCCGGCGAACGAUCGCCUGGAAGAGAGCAAGCAAGUAUGGGGACGAGAGGACGGCAGAGUUGAGACAGGCGCCAGGGCCGGUUCCCUUGCCUAUAAUAGGCAGUCUACACCUGCUGGGCAAGCGCGAAUCGCCGUUCCAAGCGUUCACCGAUCUGGCGAAGAAUUAUGGGGACAUUUUCAGCAUAACCCUCGGCAGCGCGCAGUGCCUGGUCGUAAACAACCUGGAGCUGAUACGGGAGGUAUUAAAUCAGAACGGCAAAUUCUUCGGCGGCCGACCCGACUUCCUGAGGUUCCACAAGCUCUUCGCCGGCGACAGGAACAAUUCGUUGGCGCUCUGCGACUGGUCGAACCUACAGCUGCGGCGGCGCAACCUGGCGAGGCGCCACUGCGGGCCCAAGCAGCAUACGGACAGCUUCGCGCGCAUCGGCACCGUGGCCACAUUCGAAGCCGUCGAGCUGAUAGACACCCUGAAGGGCAUCACCAGGUCCUCCACCGCCAGCGUCAACCUGAAGCCGCACCUGAUGAUGACCGCGAUGAACAUGUUUACGCACUACAUGUGCAACGUGCGCUUCGACACGGAGCACGACGCGGAGUUCAAGAGGAUCGUGGACACCUUCGACGAGAUCUUCUGGGAGAUAAACCAGGGGUACGCGGUCGACUUCAUGCCGUGGCUGGCGCCGUUCUACCGCGGCCACAUGGAGAAGCUGUCCAACUGGUCGCAGGAGAUACGGGCCUUCAUACUGUCCAGGAUCGUGGAGCAGCGCGAGACGAACCUCGAGACGGAGGGGCCCGAGAGGGACUUCCUGGACGGGCUGCUGAGGGUGCUGCACGAUGACCCGACCGUGGACAGGAGCACGAUCAUAUUCAUGCUGGAGGACUUCCUGGGCGGCCACUCGUCCAUCGGGAACUUGGUGAUGCUGUGUCUGGCGGCGAUAGCGCGGGACCCGGAGGUGGGGAGGCGCUUGAGAGCCGAAAUCGACGGCCUCACAAAGGGCAAGAGGGCGGUGACCCUGGCGGACCGACCCCUACUCCCCUACACGGAAGCGACCAUCCUGGAGUGCCUGCGGCACGCGUCGUCGCCCAUAGUGCCGCACGUGGCCACCGAGAACGCGGCGGUGGGGGGAUACGGAGUGGAGAAAGGCACCGUCGUCUUCAUAAACAACUACGAGCUGAACAAAUCCGAGAAGUACUGGGAGCGGCCGGAGAAGUUCGACCCCAGCAGGUUCCUGGAGAAGAGCAGGGCUCGCGUGCGGCGCAACUCGCAGUGCGACUCGGGGAUGGAGUCCGACGGCGAGCGUGGCCCCGCCGAGAGGGGCGAGGAGGCAGCCGUGAGGAGGAACAUACCCCACUUCCUGCCGUUCAGCAUCGGCAAGCGCACGUGCAUAGGGCAGACCCUCGUCACCACGAUGAGCUUCGUGAUGUUCGCCAACAUCGUGCAAGAGUUCGAGGUGGCCGCGGAAGACCUGGAGCAGCUGAGACAGAAGCCCGCGUGCGUCGCCCUCCCGAAAGACACCUUCAGCCUGUACCUGCUGCCGAGGAAGCAU